Cuscuta epithymum is the source of this 549-nucleotide messenger RNA. NCBI's taxonomy places the organism in Eukaryota, Viridiplantae, Streptophyta, Magnoliopsida, Solanales, Convolvulaceae. The record is from the annotation of a GenBank genome assembly.
GUGAAAGAGUGGCUAGGAGCCGAAUUACAUUACACUGCUCUAAUUGCAAAAAACCUGGUCACAAUUGUAGGAAGUGUCCAGAUAAUCCCAAACCUAAAGAUAAGCUGCCUAGAAAGAAGACAAAAUCAGCAAGAACAGUUCCUCAAACCGAAAAAGAGGUGCAGCAGAACAUAGAAAGGGCUGAGGAGCACAUCAACUUAGAGGAUGACAUUGUGAAUGAUCAGGGCAUAUCAGGCUUUCAAUAUAGCAGUUAUGAUAUGCCUGCUGCAAGUUUGAACAACCAAGAUCAUGACUUGGAGUUGGAAUGUACUAUUGGAUCAUUUGAUGUUAAUUCUCUAAUAGUCCAUAAUCAUACCAUUCCUUGGGCGGAGGUGCCUGGUCAAAAUGGGGCAAGUGUUAGUGAAGGAAAUAGUUUUUAUGAUACAGGUGAUAUCGGAGAGCUUUCUAAUAUCAAAGUGACAAAUUGUGGUGUGAACAUUUGCUUUGGAGCUCCUUCUAGUAAACUGAUUAUCAAAAGGGCAAAAUGAAGGACAUAGUAAUGGACUUGGC